CGCAACUUCACAACACCUAAAAAGAACGCAACCCAGUACCGUGUCUGUGGUAGCUGUCGACAAUAUUGUAUUUUCUGUCAAAAUGACACACUGUCAACGACUUUUGUUAAGAUAAACAUGUUUCCUGUAGAAGGUGAUCACGCAUUUAGGGCUAUAUUGCUGGUGAUACAGUAACAAAUUCAUGACUGGUUUCUUCUAAGAUACUGCUGGACCAAAUGUUGCGAAGGUUGAUUGAUUUAUGUUCAAAGACGAAACAUGAGUGACAGUUCUGCCACUCCUGCAGCAACAUUACCCGAACAACCACAACUACAAGCACAGCCAAUGAAGACAGAACCUCCAGAUGACAGGAAGAAGUAUGAGUGCAUAUUGUGCCACAAACGUUAUCCCUUCAAAGCUAGUCUCAAGAUGCACAUGGAUAUCCACAAAGGGAUCAAGAGAUAUGAAUGCAUUGUAUGUAACAAGAAGUUUAUGCAAAAGGGCCAUCUUAAGAGACACAUGCAGACCCAUGGGGAAAUUGUAUAUGAAUGCAUUGUUUGUAAUGAAAACUUUUCAAGUUUAAUUGCACUUGAAAAUCACAUCGAUGAUCACACUGGAGAAAAAAGGCACAAAUGUAAUGUUUGCCAUAAAAGUUUCAGUAGUGAGCGUUUUCUCCAGAGUCAUUCAGACCUGCAUCGUGUAAGGAAAAAGUUUCAUUAUGAGUGCAUGGUGUGCAACAGAAGGUUUGUAAGUGAGGGCCGUCUCAAAACACAUUUAGAGUCACAUGAUCAGGAGGAAAGUCUGAAAUGUUCAGUAUGCCAUAAGACUUUUUCAAGUGAAGAGAGCCUCAAAUUGCAUAAAGAAUCUCACAAAGAAACGAAAUAUGAGUGCAGUAAAUGUAACAGGAUAUUUUUAAAGAAAAUCCAUCUUCGAAAACAUAUGGAAAGUCAUGUUGAAAAGAAUGUGUAUGAAUGUGUUGUUUGUAGUGUGAAGUGUUCAAAGAAAGAUGAGCUUGAAGCCCACAUGGAUGAGCACAGAGAAGCUAAUAAGUAUGAGUGUAACCUAUGUGGGAAGUGCUUUUCUCAGAAGGGAAAUCUUAGAAUGCAUGUGGAGCUGCAUACUGGAGUAAAACCAUUCCAGUGUGUUAUCUGCAACAAAAAAUUUGCUCGGAAGGGAGCUCUCAAGAACCACAUGGAUAUUCACAGUACUGAAAAGAAAUAUAAAUGCCCUGUGUGCAGUAAGAGGUUUGCUCAGAAGGGUGUUCGUUAUCAUCAUUUAAUGAAACACAAAUUGGGAAAGACUUGAGUUAUUUGUGUGGCUUUCCUGAGGAGUUCAAAAGAAAUUGCAUGAUGCAGUAGCUUUAUUUUAACUUUGGUACCUGGUUUUGGAUAUUACACCAAGUUGUUGGAAUGCCUGUUAACUAGCAUGUCAAGAUUUUUGUCAUGUAACUUCCAGUUACCUUUAAAAUUUAAUGACGAUCAGUCUUUAUUGAAGGUUGUUAAAACAUACCUUUUACAGUAUUCUGUACACUUAAUAAUUUGCUUUCCUGUAUUUCAUGUUUGUUCUGACAAACUUUACAGACCUUUGUCUUGUAUAGGAGUAUUCAUCAAGGGAAGGACUGUUCAGUCACCGAAACCACAGACCCAAGGCAUGGAGAAAGAAACUACAAUUAGACAAUUAGCAUCAUCGUCAUAAGCAACCAGUUUGUUCUCCAGACCUUGCUACAACAGCAAAGGCCCAAGAACACUAUCUUGCGAGACACCUGAAAUGGCAUUACUAAAGUUACUAUACUGGUCAUCAACACAGACAUGAGUUUUGCCUAUUAAAAAUCCUUGUAAUAAUAAUCAAAUAUUAAUAAAAGAUCCACUAAUUCCCGAUAAUCUUAGCUUUUGGGUAAGUGUUUCAUGAUUUAUAUUGUCAGUGGCUACUUUAAAAUCCAAACUAACCAUGUGUGCCUCAGCACACUCAUUAAAAGCACUGUAAGACAGUAGAUAUUGAUGAGUGCAUCAUUAAGUACCAACGCCUUUAUGAAACGCAAAUUGUAAUGCUGGUAACAGGUUAUUAUCCUCAACAAACUUAUAAAGAUGAUUAGCCUAUAUUCUGAGGAAGCCCAAGUAACUUCCUAAAAAUAGUAGUAAUCUUAUGUAGCUGCCUAACUACAUAUUUUCCAAGGUGUCAUGGUGAGUAUUGUCUGCAAACUGGAAGUGUGUGUGUUUUGUGUUCUCAUCCAGAUUUCAGGCAGCCCAAGGCUGGAGUUAUGUUGGUGUAGCCUGAAGAUACAGGUUCCUCUAAAAUUUUCCUAAAGUAUCCCAUCCCAAGGCUACAUUUAAGGAUGCAGCUCUCUCCACAGUCCCAUCAACAAGUUGGGAUGGGGAAGGUAUCAGUUACAGUCAUAGUUGAUUGUUAUCAUCAAGUAUCUUAUGAUAAUUAUUACUAAGCUGUAUUUGCCUCCCCACAUACUAAACUGGAUUGAGAAUUUACUCUAAUCUUUAUACGUACUCCUUAGAGAGAGGCAGUGGCCUCAGUGCACCUCACGCACUACACUAAAGGCACUACAUAAGAUUCUCUGCAGUAUCCCUUCAGCCUGUAGCUGCAACUCCUUUCAUUCCUUUUACCAUACUAAUUCCAUUCAUAUUCUGUUCCAUCUUACUUUCUACCCUUUCAUAACAAUUAUUUCAUAUUGCAACUUCCCGUUAGACCUUUAAAACCAUAUUACUCAAUUUUCCUUUUACCGCUGAAUAACCUCAUAAGUCAUAGUGCUUGGCCUAAAUUUUUUGUUUUCCAUUCCAGAUCUCUAUAAUAAUGUUCAGACCUAACUGGUGUGUGGAUCAUCAUCAUUCCCCCAAAGUAAAUGUCAGGCUUUCAAGACAUUACUGGAAUUUUCAUUCUCUUACUCAAAAGUAAUGCUGAGCUGAGUUUCUGGAGAAGGUUUAUUCAUUUCAUAAGAACAUAUUUCAGUUUUGCUCUAAAUCUAAUGCUCCACCUUCACCAAACCAUAAAUUUGUCCCAUAGCUAAAGGGAAAAGUGUGUUCAGCCAAUGAGUGGCUGGGACUCCCUUGUUAACUGUUUUCAGUGACUGAACCAUUUUUCACUUGGAUACUGUUACUGUAUAUAAGAUGGGAGGUUUGAAUAUCUAGUAAAAAUGCAAUUUAAGAAAAUUGCAGUAUUACUAAUGCAGGUACUGUGUAGAUAAGUUGGUACCCUUUGCAGUCCAGAGAUUGGUAAAAUAUGCAUUAGGAUGUAGUUAUUGUAGAGCAUGCUUACUUUGUAUUAUGUACUUAAAAAAUAUCAGGGACUGUAGGUUACUUUGUCUUUUUAAAAAUCAGAAAGUUGUGAUUCUUACAGGUAGAACAUAAUAGUACAAAUCAUUAGUUGGUUGUGGGGGCAUCUUUACUUUGUAGAGGUUAUGUAGUUUUAGUUUUGUUUUGUAAUUUGAUCUUUCUCUGUACUGCUGUAACAACGUAUAGUUUUAUCCUACAGGUAUUUGCUUCUUCAUAUGAAUACUGACCUCCCUUACAGAGGCUGUAUGUAAACAAUAUAGUGGCAUGCAUAAAGUUCAUGUUGUGCUGAACAUUUCUGAUUGUCCUUAAUUAGUAAUUGUGGUGUUUGACUUCAAUUAUUUAUCCUCUAAUGCAUUUAAUACAACAGUCCUGGUUAUACAGGCACUGGUUUGGUAUAAUGUAGAGAGCAUGACCCCCCAUUAUCUUAACACAAUCUAGUCUGAAUAAUUGUGCAAAUUAUCUCUCAGCUUGCAUGUUUGAAAGCUAAAAUUCUAGUCAUGCAUAUGAACUCUAACCUGUAAUGAAAUAUUUAUAUAUGUCCUCGUGGAUUUUGUAAUGGAAAUAAUUGGAGAAGGGAGAAAGAAAAACAUCAGAAACUUGACAAGACUUGGAAUAUACAGGUAAUGCUGCCUUAAUCACCAAAACACCACAUCGUUCCUCUCAGGAAUGUUUCUUAGCAUGAGUGGAAUCUGUCCUUGAAACUUGGUAACAAGGUGAUUAACUGUAGGUAGGUGGGUGAAGAAACAGUUACACCUUUUUCUCAUCAUCAUCUGCGGAGAGAAGAGGUUUAGGAAUCCCUCUCAUGAGAAGCAUGCUGGACUUUGCAUGAGUGCUUUCCCUCUCAAAGGUUCAGCAAUGAUUUCACUCAUCAAAGGGGAAGAUGUCUGCCAUAGAUAGGGUUGACAUGGGUUUCCUGAGUGUGCUUAGGACUAGUCUUCCACUCGAUCUGAGACUGCCGAGGGCUCUCCCAUGCUCCAGCAGAGGUGUAUGGAGUAGAGGUAGCACUACCCUCAUUUUGCUCAUAAAUAUGCAGAUGGGAUCAUGUGACAGGUUGCUGCUGUAUGGUAACCUAUAGCAUAAGGGAGAAGAAACUUGGACUGAUGUUGAGAGUUCAUUGGUGACCUUUCAGAUGUAAUGCAAUCAGCAGUGGAAAGGAGAGCGGGAGUCUCAUGUUCUCUAUUUCACCACCUGGUAUAUUAUCAGCCAUUAGUGGCAGCGGAGUGAUCCUUAACUACACCUUAGGGUAUGGUUAAGCCUUCAGAUUUUUGGGUUAGGGAGAAACAAGCUUUUGGACCCAGAUUAUUAUUAUCUGAUAAUUUUACUCGUUCAAGAAAAAUGGAAAGUUUUCCAUUUAGGAAAAGUAGGAAAACUUUCCUAGAUCUACCUUCCUCCUCCUAUGGCUAGGUAGGGGGUAAAGAGAGGAGAAUUGGAAGGGAAGGUUACUAUGAAACUAUCCAUUUAGUUGCCUGUCCUGCCUUUGGUAAUAGUAGAGACAGGGAACAGAGUCCUGGAUACUUCAGGCCACAGGAUGAACACUUGCUUUAUCAUGACUGCACUCCUCUUUCUCUUCAACACCAAUACUGUCUUAUCUUCCCCUUCAGAUUCUAAAAAAUCUCUAUCCUUGCCAGCAUAGUUUAAAGAUCAAGGAGAAAAAUGUUAGAAGUCAUGAAGGACUAGUGUAAGGUUUUUCACUGUCGCCUAUCUUGAGUGAGAGAGCAAGUGGAACUGGAGGUGGGUCUCCAAACCAUUAAGGAGUGUGUGCUGCACUCUUUAGAUGGAGGGGCACAAGCUGUAUGGUUGUCUAUCUCAAGGAACAAUUUCUUGGUUAGGCAACAUGUACGUACGAGUACAAUGAAGCUAAUACGUAUUGCAUCACUUUAUGAAAUUAUCAUUCGGAUAAUUUUUCUUUGUUAUUUUUCAUACAAUAAUUAGUUUGAGAAAAAUCUUUUUAUGAGAACUGGAAUCUCUUAUCACAAGUAAAAAAUAAAACCAUGGAAAAACUUUGUUUUAUGCAGGUUUUGAGUAUUUUGUCCGAAUCAUUAUGAAAUAUUCCAUGUUUAGAUAUGAACACUCCUUCCAACUGUGUCAACAGAGUAUCAUCUUUAUAUUGUUAUUUUAUGCAAAUAAUAUGCUAGUAGAGUUUAGCUUAUCUGAUGUUAUCAGGUUAUUAUUUGUUUAAAGCUCUCUCUAUUAAAAGAAAAUUUUUUAUUUCAAGUUAGCAUAUGAAUUACAAUAUAAAAAAUAUAACUUCUUUAAAUUAAUAUAAAUACAUUUUGUUUAACCAAAGGGUGGUAAAAUGCAUUAAAGUGCUAUUACGUUUUGUUUGACUGAAGGGUGAUAAAAUGCAUUGAAGUGUCCGGUUCAGUUGGUACGCCUGGAACACCAAAUUUUGAGGAGACUGGUGUUGAUGCACGAAAACUUAUAAAUAUAUUAAAAAAACUCAAACUGACAGAAUAUUUUUGAUAAAUAUGAUGGAGAAUUCAGAUAUACCAUAGACACAUAGCCCUAGAAUUAUCAAAACUGGUGUAACCAUGUGUCAGUUAUUGGUGCUUUGGGAGUUAACACUAAAAGUCAGAAAGUGAAUAGCAUGCAUUCGCUGAAACUGGCUAGAAACCCCACACAAAUUAUAAGGGAUAAACAUAAUUUACUGUUGUUGGGAAGAAUAUACUGACUUAUGUUUAGGUGAUGUUCGUUACUUAUACUAUU
Molecule: messenger RNA, 5963 nt
Organism: Macrobrachium nipponense
Lineage: Eukaryota; Metazoa; Arthropoda; Malacostraca; Decapoda; Palaemonidae
Product: zinc finger protein 658B-like
Exons: 2
Coding region: 256-1281 (341 amino acids)
Biological process (GO): regulation of transcription by RNA polymerase II
Cellular component (GO): nucleus
Molecular function (GO): RNA polymerase II cis-regulatory region sequence-specific DNA binding; DNA-binding transcription factor activity, RNA polymerase II-specific
Source: RefSeq, a predicted model, not a curated record